AUGGCUUCACCACCUUCAGCCCAAGAUACUGUCAUGCAUGCAGAAGUAUUACCCGGACUUGUGAAGAGAGGGGGUCGUGAAUACCAAGGCUACGUUCUCAGAACACUCGAACAUGAACCAAUUACAGUGACUCUAGCAGCUAUCGACUUCUUCUCUCGCCACACUUCCGACAUGCUUCCCGCGCAACGCUCCGCCCAAGGUUCUCUACUGCGAGCGAUGGAGAACUGGCCAAGAGCUUCCCAGACUGAGCUUGGAUUACCGAGCCCCAAGUACAUGAAGCGAAUCAUUCGGGACAUUGGCUGUUUGUUCUUCUUCGACACAUUACACGACGUCAGAUUCUCCUGGGGAAAUGGAACAGGUGAUUAUGGGUACUACACCCCAAGCGAAUUCUAUCAACACCAUGAAGGACGCCGCAAUGAUGCCUCUAUUACCGUGAAUGCCGAGUAUCACAAUCCCGAAAAGCUCAUGGUUGAACUCUUUGGUACGCUUCUCCACGAGUGCUGCCACGCCUUUCAAUCAAAACAUUUCUGUCGAGACUCGUGUGCGGAUAUGCAGUGCAUAGCCGGUCUAUAUCGCGUCAAGGGGUCCGCUGGGGAUAACGACUAUACAGGCCACGGAAGCUCCUAUUUUAUCCUCGCUUCCCACGUUCAGGCUAGAGCACGAGAGCUUCUCCAGCCCGAUAUUGACCUUGGGUCUCCGAAGGUUGAGCUGACUUCUGAUUUCGAGAGUUUCGGGACCUUUCCUAGCGAAUCGCACCGGCUGCUCUGUCAUUCCUCUUGGCGUGAUAAGAUAUUGGAGUUCUGUCACGAGAUUACUUUGAGGAACAGCGUUGAGCUUGAAUAG
Molecule: messenger RNA, 843 nt
Organism: Ramularia collo-cygni
Lineage: Eukaryota; Fungi; Ascomycota; Dothideomycetes; Mycosphaerellales; Mycosphaerellaceae
Exons: 1
Coding region: 1-843 (280 amino acids)
Source: RefSeq, a predicted model, not a curated record